Messenger RNA from Dromiciops gliroides (monito del monte), 603 nucleotides. Its product is annotated as ribonuclease P protein subunit p20-like. Gene Ontology annotation, molecular function: nucleic acid binding. Gene Ontology annotation, cellular component: nucleolar ribonuclease P complex; nucleus; ribonuclease MRP complex. Bases 94 to 522 code for a protein of 142 amino acids. The transcript has a single exon. Gene Ontology annotation, biological process: tRNA 5'-leader removal. The record is from RefSeq and is a predicted model, not a curated record. Lineage: Eukaryota; Metazoa; Chordata; Mammalia; Microbiotheria; Microbiotheriidae.
CUCCUUCCUGAGCUGCUUCUGCCGUCUGAGGAGCGGGCCAGCCUUGGCACCCCAGGAGGAAGGCGCUCCCCUCAACAGCCGGACACAGAAACUAUGGCUGAGAAUGGAGAGCCAUGGGGAACCAGUGAGGCUGAACUGGACCCAGUGGAGUAUACUCUUCGAAAACGGCUUCCCCACCGUCUCCCUCGAAGACCAAAUGACAUCUAUGUUAACAUGAAGACUGACUUCAAGGCCCAGCUAGCUCGAUGUCAGAAGCUUUUGGAGGGUGGUGGAAGGAGUAAGGGACAGGGUGGCUGUCCUGAGAUUUAUAUUCAUGGCUUGGGUCUGGCUAUCAAUAGAGCCAUCACCAUUGCCCUGCAGUUACAAGCCAGCAGCUUUGGGGCCUUGCAAGUGGCUGCCAACACCUCCACUGUGGAGCUGGUAGAUGAGCUGGAGCCUGAGACUAAUAAUCAGGAGCCACUAACCCGAACCCGAAAUAACUCGGCCAUUCACAUUCGGGUCUUCCGUGUUACACCCAAGUAGUUGGACAGAGUUUGACUGCUUUCUCAGCUGGAUAGCCAUAUUUUCUUCUCUACAUUUAUGCUGGGCCAUGCUUCUCCUUUC